AUGGAUGUUGAUAUUGAUCUAAAUCAAGAUUUCCGGCAGCCGCCAAAACCCUUGACGAAGAAAGAAAAAAAAGAAAAGGAAGAGAAGAUAUUGUCCAACCUCCAUAACAAAUUUUUGGGGACUCAAAAGAAAGUGGAGGUGACCCUGGACCCCAAAACUGCCUUCCCUACGCUCAUCCUUUCCGAAGAUCGGAAAAGUGUGCAUCUCGGCCAGCGAGCCCAGACUCUUCCUGACAACCCCGAGCGCUUCAAUUUUUUACCGUGUGUCCUGGGAGCGGAAGGCAUCGACUCUGGGACUGUCGACUGGGUGGUGGAGGUGGGCAAGGCCAAAAAGUGGUCCAUUGGGGUGGCCCGUGCAUCGAUAGAAAGAAAAUGGAACCAAUACAUCACUGCUACUGAGGGGUUUUGGGUGCUGAAGUUGUUUGAUGGAGAAUACAUGGCCUCUACCACCCCUUCCACCAUCCUUACACUGUGGAAAUCCCCACGGCGGAUCAAGGUUCACCUGGACUUCGAUUUUGGCACCCUUUCCUUUUUCAACGCUGAUUCCACGGAGUGCAUCUUUAUCUUCAAUUAUCCUUUCUCUGAGAGGAUGCUUCCUUUCUUUGAGGUCUGGGACACGGAGAUCCCCCUGAAAAUCUGCCCCAGUGAUCCAUAGGGGCACGUGCACAAGAUAACUUAGCCUGCAGUCCAGGACUCACUUACUUGGGAGUAAAGAGCUCAAGCAGGCAAUUCCAUUCUAGCCCCUUUCCAUUUGGCUUUUCUAACUGACAUGUGAUAUUCCAUGCUACUGAGCAUGCUCAGGCCACAUUGGGGUAGUUCUUUUUCUUCUUUCUUCUUUUGGGGGGAGGGGGCAGUAGUUCCCUUAAUUUCUUAAAAAUAAUAAUCCCUUGUUUCUUUUGUAUUUUUGCAAAGCUUGGAAUUGGAACAUAAACUGGACUUUAAAAUGGGGUGGUCACUUAUAAAUCACCCCAAAAGAGGACAAAA
Elgaria multicarinata webbii is the source of this 983-nucleotide messenger RNA. Its product is annotated as E3 ubiquitin-protein ligase TRIM39-like. Gene Ontology annotation, molecular function: protein binding; ubiquitin protein ligase activity. The coding region runs from base 1 to 654 and encodes 217 amino acids. Gene Ontology annotation, cellular component: cytoplasm. Lineage: Eukaryota; Metazoa; Chordata; Lepidosauria; Squamata; Anguidae. Gene Ontology annotation, biological process: innate immune response; regulation of gene expression; protein ubiquitination. The record is from RefSeq and is a predicted model, not a curated record. The transcript is spliced from 3 exons.